UCUGCCAUACACACACACAGCGACCCGGCGGCCGCAGACAGACUCUGGUUUCUCCGCCACCGGGAGACAAAAUGAGCCUUUAAACCGAGAGUUAAGACAUCAAACCGGAUGCCUCUAUGAUCCAGCUAACCUUAAGAGACAUACAGCGUUCAGUUUGCACAAGAGGUGAGUCAUGGCUGAACCAAACCCCUCCCGUCCCCAAAGGAAGAUGUCCACCGCUGGGGAGAGUGUGUACAAGGUGCUAGGUCUGGAGAAAGGAGCUACAGCUGAGGACAUCAAGAAAGCCUACAGGAAGCUAGCGUUGAAGUACCACCCGGAUAAGAACCCAGACAACCCGGAGGCAGCGGAGAAGUUCAAGGAGAUUAACAACGCCAACUCUAUUCUGAAUGAUGAGACCAAGAGGAAGAUCUACGACGAGUAUGGCUCCAUGGGCCUUUACGUGUCCGAGCAGUUCGGAGAGGAGAGCGUCAAAUAUUACUUCCUCAUGUCCAAAUGGUGGUUUAAGGGUCUGGUACUGUGCUGUACGUUGUUCACCUGCUGCUGCUGUUGCUGCUGCUGCUGUUUCUGCUGUGGGAAGUGUAAACCACCUGACGACGAUGAAAACUACCAGUAUGUCGACCCUGAAGACCUGGAGGCCCAAAUCAAAGCAGAGCAGGAUGGAGGUUACACAGUAAUCAUAGGCCAGCCCACAUCUAAUUUGGGUCCAGAAAGCCCAGAAGGCCAGAGUCAGCCCAUCCCCCUGCCAAUGCCAAUGCCAAUGCCAAUGCCAAUGCCAAUGCCUCCAGCUGAGCCCCAGUCGCCAACCAGUCCAGCAGGGGAAGAAAACCCCGGAGAGACCUUACCAGAGUCGAAAUGACUCGAAAGUGACGGUGUGGAUGAGCCUCAACUAGCGGAAGCAGCCUUUCGAGCCCCUAUUACGAUCCAGCCACAUUCGACCGCUGCCAGCGACGUAGAGAUCAGCCAGCCCGAAGCCACCAGCCAGCCCAGGCCCGCACCUCCAAUCCUGACCUCUCAACCUACCUGAUCAGCCCACUGGACAGCUCCUGUAAGGUGGGCACUUCAGGUCUCCUAGCCCCCUCCAUGAAACUCAAGUGAUGGAGAAGUAUUCAAUUAAACUGCUGGGCUCUGAAAACUCUCACAGAAAAUUUUAGUCUCCUUUCUCCAUCCAACUUGCCUCAUACUUUAGCCUAGUCUGGGCUAGAUGAGAUCUUGCUAGCUGUUCAGUCAUCCAGAGCUAGGCCAUGGCGACAUGCCUGGACUCCUCACUAAUCCAUUCUUGUCAUCCCAUUACAACCAGUAAGGAUGUGACACUGUGCAGCGAGAUGGCAAAAACAGUGCGAUAUGAGGGCAAAAACAACAUGGAAAGGGGGAAGGUUGUCCUCUUUAUUAAUCCACUCUCCAGAUCAGGACUGGAGUUAUCUUUUCUAUUUACUCUCUGCUCCAACCCUCCCAGUCUCCCUCCAUUCUGGACUCCGCUGGUCAGCAACAGGAGCACUUUUUUUACAUUUCCCCCCUCCCCUCCUUUAACUUGUUUUGAAAAGAAGCGCUUUGGGUGAAAUAACUCCAGUAUGGAUUUGGAUGCCACUUGUGACGUGUACACAUCAUCUGACGCCAGCAGCACGACGUUGUGACUGUGGAGGACCUUUUUUUUUUUUCUUUCCCCUCUUCCUCCUCCUUCAGUCUGGCUUUAACAAACAAUCUCAUUCAGUUAAAUGUUGCAUUACCUCCCUCUAACGUUCAUCCUUUGAAAUAAGCUCUCGAUGCCGAGUGUGGUGACACAAAAAAAUAAAACAUCUUCUUUUGAAAGGAGGCGGGAGGACUAAGGCGGCGCAUCGCAGAGCAAAGCUUUCAAUCUGGACAUACUUUUCACAUGAACGCACAAACGUGAAGGGGGAGGGAGGAGGAGAGCGAACAGAAGUGACACAAGUAGAAGUGAGACAUUGUGAUGUUAAAUGUCUGAGCCAAAAACCUGGAGCUGAAGAUUUGGAGCAUGGAUCCGGAGUAGAGUCGAGGCUUUCCUCCCCAACGUGCAUGCGUGUUUUUUCCGGAUGCAUGUCGUCGUCCCCCCCUCCCCCUACUGUACAGCACUGGAUUACAGUACACAACCCCAAUAACCACAAAACAUGAAAGAACUGCCUAGCUUAACCAUACAGACAUGCAGACUACAAUAUAUACAAACACACUCUUGUACCAGCCCGUAUGUCAUCGUGUGCCACCCUCUUGCUAAAAAAAAAAAUAAUACAACCCCCCCAGCAUAAUCUAAUGACUAAAAUGGACAAAAGAAACACAGCUUUCGAUGUUGGAAAAUAACCGUCAUUUCGUUACGUUUUGUCGGACCUGCACAGUCGCAGUUUGACUCUUUGGAAGACCAAAGGCAACAGCUCCAUGUAGCCUACCGACCUGAUGACGACUCCGGUUGAGGUGUCUGGAAAUGCCAUUUGCUCUCUAAGCCACAGUUCAGUUUGUCAAAGUUGUUUGUAUGAUAUGCAUUUGGGUCUAUGCACAUUGUGAAGCGGGUCUGUCGCCAUUUCAUGAGGUUAUCCUUGUUUUUGUUUGUUUUUUAAGCCUCUGUUCAGGUUGUGAAUCUUUUUAUUGCACCUCUUACUUCCAGAAGUACAUGAACCAACCGACUUUAAAGUUACUUGAUAAUCUAUAAACUCAGGUCCAGAUUCACUAAGACUGCAUUGCGAGUGACUUUUCAGUUUUCAUUAAAGUCACAUAAUGUUUUGUUGAGUAUUUCGUCUGUGGUCCAGCACUGAGCAAGCAAUCAGCCCUCUUUACUGCAAAUUUCAGGCCCUUAUUUCAGCUGGAGUCCUGCAUCCAUUUUCACCAUAAAUGUACUUUUCACUGUUCUGUCCUCUCACCUGCUCCCUGACUGCAUGGUGACAGUGAUGUGCCUUGAACAGUAAUUAUAACACAACAGACAAGUCUUGACUCAACAUUUCGAUGCUCCGUGUACGUGUAAGAGUAUUCUGUAGCUGUCGUGUCUUCUAUAGCAUAUAAAUAUAAUCAGAUAUACACGUACAUGAUCAUUCUCUGCUCUCAUAAGCUGAUUUAUUCUUCUUCUCCCUACCUGUGCAAACCUUUAGUGAAUCUGGAUCGGUGUUGUUGUUUCAGCUGUACACAACUACAUUUGACUGUUCCCCUUUUGCAUUUUAGUCAAAUUAGAAAUGAGCAUUCUCCCAUCAGAGCAAUGUUGUCUGCACGCUCAUUGUUAAGGCUGCAGCUAACAAUUCAUCUAUAAUGUCAGAAAACAGUUAAAAAUGACCGUCACAGAUUCCCUGAGCCCGAAGUGACCUCUUCAAAUGUCUGUUUAUGUCAAGACAAAAGGCAAAAAGAUUUAGCUUUCUGUGAGACAAAGUGGCUCAUAAUGAUCAGAGUUAAUUUUCUGUUGAUUGAUUCAUUGAGUAAUAAUCUUUAACGUUUACACUGGAACACCUAAAGGUCCCUUGUUGAGUUAUUCCCACAGUUUGUGACAGCUGUUCAGGAUUUGAGUUGGCGCAGCAAGGUACUAAAUUUAGUGGUUUUUGAUUGGAAUAUUAAGAGCGGUAAUUGGCUGCGUUAAGUCUUUUCUCUACUGAGAGAAGUUUUCCUCUCAGUUUUAAUUAAAUCUAAUUAGUUAGCUGCUCUCAUUAAUCAUUGCUGUGUUCCAUGUGAAGUCAGAAGUCAACCUCGUUGUGGCCCAGCUUGCCAACCGUCUAUAUCAUUGGAACGGGAUUAAGUAAUCUAGUUGGUACUUAUUGUAAUAGCAAAGCAAAGUGCAACUUUCCUCCUCAAGUUAUCAUGUUCAAUAACUUACCACACAGGUGCUUUGAUAGAUUUAACGCACUUUACUUCUGGAACAUGACUUAAUAAUAAUUUCGGCAAGCAUUUGUGCCACUCAUCUCACAUACUUUGUCAUUAAUUGCUUAUUACUGUUUUGUAGUCAGCAUUUCUGUUUUGUUAACUUCUGCAAGAGUCUGUGUGUGUGUGUGUCCUCUGACCUGACGGGAUGGACACGUCUUCCUACAGUACAGUUUAAAACAGUUAAGCCAAAUCUGCGUAUACAAGGGUUCAUUAAACGCCACUAAAGGAAUAGUUCGACAUUUUGGGAAACAUACUUAUUCACUUUCUUUAAGAGAGUUAUUGUGUCACUGUUCCUGGCUAAGAAAUACUAAUAAAGUGUUUUUGUAGUGAUUAAACAAUAUAACUAAUUAAUUAUUGAGCUUCAGAGGUGCAGGUAAGUGCAUUUUGUUACCUACUGACAGAGCCAGGCUCGUCGUUUCCCCUCCGUUUCUAGUCUUUGUGCUAAGCUAAGCUAACAUCUGCUGGCUGUAGCUUCAUAUUUACCGUACAGACACAAGAGUGGCAUCGAUCUUCUCAUCCGAGACUCAAAAAUGUUCAACUAUUCCUUUAAAUCAGAUGCAUUUGAAUUGAGUUUUUUUUUUUUUAAUGCCAAUGGGUUGUUGUGCUGUGGAGAAUUAUCGUCUACUGCGGAGUGCUGUUGCUUCUAGGUGAAUUUUUGUAAUUUUUAAACACAAUUGUCUCUCUUUCUGGUGGCAGGGUGAAAUUUUAAGGGGUAUUCCUUUGUUUUUCUCCCACAAUAAAUAAAGGCCAUAGUGUGUCUGUGUGUCAGGCUGAGGCUUAAAAUGCACUGUUGAGAAGCAAAAGACACAAGACUGCAGUUAAACUCUCUCAGCUGCUAAAACUCCUCAAUAUCGUCUGGUGAACUACAAUACACUAAUGUAGACCUACGCGUUAGGACCAGCAGCCAAGCUCCUUGUUUAAUUUCUGUGAAUUACAAACUGUUCAUAAACCAGCUCACACAAAUAUCUCCAUCUCUUUAUUUCGGCUCUCUCUUCGAUGGAUCACAGAUCGGCUUGUAUUUCUCAGAGUGUCUGUCUGCAAACUCGAAGGUCGUCAUUUCAUCUGAAGUUUUUAACCAUCGAAAGCCAAAACCUGCUAAUUUCAAAUGUCCCGAAACAUUUCAGGAAUAAUUAUUUGUUUGUCUUUCUUCAGAUCUUCUCAAAUGAAAUCACUUCAAUGUAAAAGCGAUGAGGCCAUGGAGCACUGAAAGAAGACAUAUUAUUUAUUAUUUUUGUAAUUGUUGUAAAUAAAUCAUAAAACAGAAAAAUAACUUACAGAAUUUCCUUAUUGUUAAUGGACAUGUUUUAUGAAUUAAUGUAUGUUUUAAACGGUGUACAUACAUUUAUAAUUUUUUUUUAUUUGUCACAUAGAAAUACCUUAAUUUGAAAUUAAUAAUACUAAAAGGGUUGUCGGUGGUAGGAGGUCAACUUAUUGGUCAACUUAGGUUUUAAAUGACGAACGCAGAGCUAACGUUCUUCCAAGGACAGAUGGAUGGUUUUGUGUGUGUGUGUUCUCAUUAUUCUCAGUUGACCAGUGAGACAAUCUCCCACAAAUGCUGUAUUUCUCUAACGAGUGGCGAGAACAUAUUAAAAUGUAAAAAGUAGAACAACAUGACGAGGAAGUUUUUUUCAAAGUAGAUAUUGUUGUUUUUUUGUUUUUUUGGGGGGCGGGGAUGUGUCACUCACUGUUGUGGUUCCCUGUGGACGAUCUGUAAAUGAGUUAUUAUGAAAUUCAACCUAAUAAAAAAGGGGGAUUUUAUAACUUCC
Morone saxatilis (striped sea-bass) is the source of this 5612-nucleotide messenger RNA. RefSeq names its product DnaJ (Hsp40) homolog, subfamily C, member 5 gamma a (gene dnajc5ga). The record is from RefSeq and is a predicted model, not a curated record. The transcript is spliced from 7 exons. Lineage: Eukaryota; Metazoa; Chordata; Actinopteri; Moronidae. Bases 173 to 856 code for a protein of 227 amino acids.